Molecule: messenger RNA, 792 nt
Organism: Meira miltonrushii
Lineage: Eukaryota; Fungi; Basidiomycota; Exobasidiomycetes; Exobasidiales; Brachybasidiaceae
Exons: 4
Coding region: 1-522 (173 amino acids)
Source: RefSeq, a predicted model, not a curated record
AUGGCUUUCUUUGGUCCACCUGCUGGCUUAUCAUCUUGGUCAGGAGCAUCUCCGCCUGCACAGUACUAUCCCCCUCAGCCACCUUCACCGCAAUACACCAGCUCUAGCUCAUUUGAGAUGCAUCCUAUCUUUUGGGUCUUUAUAUGCUUUGUCGCUUUCAAACUGUGCUACUCAGAUUUCUAUCGGGUUGUUCAAUGCUUGCCAAACCCGUAUCCAGUCCAGUAUGUUGCUGCGCCUGCCGCAAACACACAAGCGAAUCAAAAUCAGCAAAAGAAUGAGAGCAAGAAAGAUGGUAGCCAAAAUCAACAGGGCAAGAAAGAUGGUAAAGACCAGAAGCAGAAAGAAGAUGAAAAGUCAAAAGACGAAAAAUCGAAGGACAGCAAACAAAAAGACGAUAAGUCAAAGGACAAUGAACAGAAAGACGAAAAGUCAAAAGACAACAAACAAAAAGACGACAAAAGCAAUACGGUCAUUGUACGUCCGUCUUGCAAGUACUUUGCCGGUCAGCGUAUCUGGGUGUGAGUAUUUGUACAAAAUCAGAAUACUUGGACUUGUUACUAAGCACGGUUUGGUCUUCCAUCUGCAGCACAGAGAAUGGUGUAAGAUGGUGGGGUGUACGUAAAAGAAUUUGAGAACAACACGGGGAAGGACGAUAUACUCAUGCUUUCACUUCCCACAGAUUCUUGUCCUUGAUCGUGGCGAAGGCAAUUGGUACGGACACAAAGUCGUAUAUGGUGGAAAGCGUCACGGAAGACCAGAGCUACAAACUGUACCUUUCUUUGCAAAGGAAUC